AUAAUUGUCAAUGCCACCAACGAUAAAUUGUCACAUGAUUCAGGCACUCCAGCAAUGAUCGCCAGGAGAGCAGGUCCAGUGAUGAGAAAAGAAUGUAAGGACUACAUCCAGAAGCAUGGAACUCUUCCAGUUUCAAAAGCGUUCCUAUCAGGUGCAGGACAGCUAAAAUUUAAAAAGAUUAUUCAUGUUGUUGGGCCCUCUUGGCUAGAAUACACAAACAAGCUAGAAUGCCUGAAAGAUUUAGCAAGAACUGUAACUAACCUUUUAGAGAAGGCCAAAGAAUGCAAAGUCAGAACUGUUGCCAUUCCCACCAUAAGUUCAGGUAUUUUCAGAGUACCAAAAUCCUUAUGUGCUGCAAUGUAUCUGAAAGGCGUCUUUGACUUUAGCAAACAGAAGAAGUUUGGGUCACUUAAAGAGCUCCACAUUGUUGAUCUAUCUAUGGAAGUCCUUGAAUUAGUUAAGGAAAAGUAUCAGCAUUACUUAACUUUUAAACAGGCCAUUGAUCCAGCGUGGUUGGUUGUAAGAUACCACAGUGAGGAAGAAACAAAGACAACACAAAGUAAAACAACAACAUCAACACAGGCCUCAAAGUUGUCAGAGAAAACCCAAGACAAACCAAACAGAGGACAAGCUUCUGUAUCAAAACCAAAGGAAAAUAAAAAUUAUGAACACCCUUCAAUGAAAUCCACCAAGAUAGGCAAUGUUUCUGUUUUCAUAUAUACAGGCGAUAUUGGUACGCUAUCAGAUUUAGACGUCGCAGUUAGUAGUGAAAAUCCACAUUUCACAGGAAAAGGUGGUCUUGCAGCUACCUUUCUUUCAAAGGGUGGAAAAAAGUAUAGAGAAGAACAUGAAAAGUUACAAAAAAGUGCACCAUAUUUUUUAUAUAGCCAAGUAAUGACCUUGGGAUAUGAUAUGAGCUUUAAGAAAAUCUGUCAUGCCAUUAUCGUUGGCUUUUCAAAAACAAAGCCAUUGCUAUUUCACCACCACAGGCACUAUACGAAUUUUGUUUGUGGAAUACUAUUUGAAGUGAACAACUUGGCAGGACAAUCAUUUGGAAGAAAAAAGAGCAGUAUUCAGUCAAUUGUUAUGCCACUUCUUGGAGCAGGUAAUCUUCGGGAUCCGAAUACUAUCCAAACCCUUUGUAGUCUUACUCGUGAUGCAAUUGAAUGGUAUGCCAGGUUCAAGCCCUCAAAUAUUACACAAAUAUAUCUUGUUAACAUGCAGGAUGACUUCACAAAAAUGUUGGAAGCAACCUUUAAACAGACAAGCUUAAAACUUCCUAUUUCUGGAGGUAACGUUAAAAAAACCUUAAAGUUUGAUUCUAGGCCUUUUCAAUACAUUUACACUUGGAAGGUACCAUCAAAAGAUCAAUCAGUUAGCUUGGCGGACUUCGUAAAGCAGUCAGAAAACACCCAAGACAAUAGCUGCAUCAUCUGCAUGGAUGAAAUGACGAAACCUGUUGAAUUUACUAGAUGUCAUCAUCAGUUCUGCGAGGAAUGUAUUGUUGGAUAUUUUUCUGUAAAACCAGUUUGCCCGUCUGUAAUACCGUGUACGGAAAACUUUAUGGAAUUCAACCUGCCAACGGAGAAGCUAAAAUUUUCAAGGACACGAAAUCACUGCCUGGAUUCCCAAAAACAGAGACUUUCAUCAUCAGCUACGAAUUUCCGGACGGGAAACAAGAGGAAUGCCACUCAGAACCAGGUAAACCAUAUACUGGGACACAAAGACAGGCUUAUCUUCCAGACAAGGAGGAGGGCAUGGAAGUUCUGAAUUUACUGGAGAAAGCCUUCAAACAGAGAUUGGUGUUCACUAUAGGUGUCUCUCGCAACACAGGGAAAGAAGGCGUGGUUACUUAGAAUGACAUUCAUCAUAAAACGAGGCGAGAUGGAGGUUUAGAAAGAUUCGGAUAUCCAGAUGAGGAAUACUUAUCACGAGUGAAAGAAGAACUUAAUGUGAAAGGAAUUACUCUUUCGUCAUGAAAUAUUUAAUUUUAAAAA
Saccostrea cuccullata (small rock oyster) is the source of this 1997-nucleotide messenger RNA. Its product is annotated as protein mono-ADP-ribosyltransferase PARP14-like. Gene Ontology annotation, molecular function: transcription corepressor activity; NAD+ poly-ADP-ribosyltransferase activity; NAD+-protein mono-ADP-ribosyltransferase activity. The transcript has 5 exons. Lineage: Eukaryota; Metazoa; Mollusca; Bivalvia; Ostreida; Ostreidae. The record is from RefSeq and is a predicted model, not a curated record. Gene Ontology annotation, cellular component: cytoplasm; nucleus. The coding region runs from base 55 to 1770 and encodes 571 amino acids. Gene Ontology annotation, biological process: protein poly-ADP-ribosylation; negative regulation of gene expression.